CUCGCCCCGUUCGUAUUCACAGGCUGCGGAGACCUGGGCUGUCUGCUGUCGUCCUGGGAGUUGGCCCAGAUAUAUGUGCAUCACGCAGUGAUCCUUUCCCCCCUAAAUUGGACUCCGCAGAGACUGGGGACAUGCCAUUGACCCUGUUGCAGGAUUGGUGUAGGGGGGAACAUCUGAACACCCAGCGGUCCAUGCUUAUCCUGGGGAUUCCUGAGGACUGUGGUGAGGAUGAAUUUGAGGAGACUCUUCAGGAGGCUCUCAGGCACCUGGGCAGGUAUAGGGUCAUUGGUAGGAUGUUUAGGAGGGAAGAGAAUGCCCAAGCAUUUCUCUUGGAGCUUGCCCAAGAUAUUGACUAUGCUUUGAUCCCCAGGGAAAUACCCGGAAAGGGAGGGCCCUGGGAAGUGGUUGUGAAACCUCGGAACUCCGAUGGGGAAUUUCUCAAUAGACUGAACCGCUUCUUAGAGGAGGAGAGGCGGACAGUGUCAGACAUGAACAGAGUGCUUGGAUCGGACACCAACUGUCCUGCUCCAAGAGUGGCCAUAUCACCCGACUUCUGGACCUGGGCCCAGACUCUGGGGGCAGCAGUGCAACCUCUGCUAGAACAAAUGUUGUACAGAGAACUAAGAGUGUUUUCUGGGAACACUGUGUCCAUCCCAGGGGCGUUGGCCUUUGAAGCCUGGCUGGAGCACACCACUGAAAUGCUGCGGAUGUGGCAGGUGCCCGAGGGUGAAAAGAGGCGGCGGCUGAUGGAAUGCUUGCGGGGUCCUGCCCUGCAGGUGGUCAGUGGGCUGCGGGCCAACAAUGCUGGCGUAACUGUGGGCGAGUGCCUGGCAGCCCUGCAGCAGGUGUUUGGACCUGUGGAGAGCCGUAAAAUCGCCCAUGUAAAAUUUUGUAAGGCUUAUCAAGAGGUAGGAGAGAAAGUCUCCAGCUUUGUCCUGCGUUUGGAACCCCUGCUCCAAAGAGCCGUAGAAAAAAAUGCAGUAUUACGAAGGAAUGUGAAUCAGGCUCGCCUGAAACAAGUCUUAAGUGGGGCUACCCUUACUGACAAACUUCGAGACAGGCUUAAGUUGAUGAAACAGCGAAGGAAACCACCUGGUUUCCUGGCACUGGUGAAGCUCCUGCGUGAGGAGGAGGAAUGGGAGGCCACUUUGGGUCCAGAGAGGGAAAGGAUACCAGGGCUGAACGCAGGCAUAGGGUCAUCUGCCAGAAACAGUGCUUUCAGAGUGUCUUUCCCUGCCCCUGGCAACGCUGUGCGGGCCAGGUCUUCCCAAGGCUCCAGGCGCAGGAGGGGCAGAGGACAACACCGAAGGGGGCGUGUGCCAAGGGCCAGCCCUCGACAUUCAGGCAAACGGAAGCACCACACAUUUUGCUAUCGCUGUGGAGAAGAUGGCCACGUCAAGGCACAGUGUAGCAACGCUCCAAACCUGCUCUUGGUAAAGCAGAAGAGACAGGCUGCAGUAGAGCCGGGAAAUGGGAACUGGGCUUGGGAAAAGAGCCACCCCAAGCCCAAGGCCAAGUAGGCUCGGGAGAACAGGGCAGCUCUUACUACAGGCCAAGGAAAUGGAAGAGUUAUUGGAAGAAGGGAAAGGGGCAGUCCACACAAACAGCAGGGUACCUGAGUGCGGCGGAGGGGCAAAGAAGCCAGGCCCAGGCUGAGCCCCCUCAUCCUCUAUCAUCUGAAAGGGACUCCACUUACCAAGCCAUAUGGGGCUCAGUGAUGGCCAAGAACAGUGCCCUGAAGAGGUGCCGGAGAUACAAUGGCAGGCAGACUCCCAACACAGCAGAGGCUGAAGAAGGUGCAGCUGGGGACCCAGUCAUCAACCCCAUCGUCUGGCCACCCCCAAAUCCCCACCCCAUGGGCUCCAAGCUAAAGAUGCCUACUGGCACCUAGGCCACAUUGGGCCUGGCCAGCCCUGCCGAAAGGAGUCGGCUCAAGCAAGGAAGAGCUGCAUAGCACAGAGGUGAUGCCCUGGAGGGAAGGCCACAUGAUCUAGCCCGUCUUCAGGAUCUUCUGCACUGCUCUAGGGGAGCCCCAAGAAGGCAGCACCCUCGAGCCACUGUGCAAGUGAAAGCCCUGGGAGCAUAGCACCAGCCUAUGGGCAGCUUCCUUCCCCUGCAGCCUGGAAGGGCUAUGGGAGCAAGGAGAGCAAAGACUGUGAGGAAAAGAUCCCUGGGCCAGAGCCUUGGCUCAGCAUGGGGAGUGGGGUGCUGGGUACCUGGCAGGCCAGUACCCCACAGCUGGCUUUGGUGUGACUGGGUGUGCAGAGAAACUUUUCUCCCAAAGCCGGAAGAGGAAGAGGAAGAGAAAGAGGAAGAGGAGGAGAAAAAUGUACAGGAGAGGAAGAGGAAGAGGUGAAGGAGGAA
Leptonychotes weddellii (Weddell seal) is the source of this 2364-nucleotide messenger RNA. Lineage: Eukaryota; Metazoa; Chordata; Mammalia; Carnivora; Phocidae. The record is from RefSeq and is a predicted model, not a curated record.